AUGUCUGUCCCACCAACUGUGACAGUCGACACACAAGCACAUCUUCAUUCCAACGAUACACAAGAAACUGUUAGCUUUGCGAGCCCCUCCAAGAUCCGUCGACGAGCCUCCCAAGGAUCCCUGCGGACUAGACCUUCACCAGUCUCCCGGUUCCUUUCGAAGAGCUCCGUGGCCGUCAACUUUCCUUCGUGGGAACACCGCAGUGCCUCCGGCUCACGGGAAUCCCGUCCCCGAUCGGCUGAUUCUCGUCUCCGUCUCUCUACCACUGUGUCUCGCGGGCCGAGACCCUUGACUGCCUCUCCGGCCUGGAGUUCUCCUCCCGCGUACCAGUCGGAAUACCCCUCCACAUUGCCUCCCACCCCGCCAGAAGACGAUAUCCACGUUGCCUGGAACCCCAAGUCCGAUAUGUUGUUGUUCAAUGCGCACCCGCAUCAGCAUCCGACCUCCAUGAAGAUGAUGGACAAUGGACCGGGUGUGGAUCACUCCUCCACCAAUGGUGCUUCAGAUACACUGAGUAGUCCAGAUGGACUCUCCCACGGCUCCUCCAGUUCUGGGGGUAGUCCUGGACCUCACGAUGAGAUGGACUGUCAGCAGGACAUUGGCUCAUGGCUGGAUCAUGGCAUCAACUUGACUGCAUCCUCACUUGGUUUUGCCAACCCUCGAGGCGAGGCCGUCAAGAUCGUCUCCCAAACUCUUCCUUAUCCCCGCACAUCCGAUCAGUCCGUGUCACUACCGAAGACCGAUAGUGUCUUCUGCUCCAUGGUCCAGGCCGUGCACAACCACCUCCAACCGGGCCAAUCACCAUAUAUCAAUGUCACCCACGCAGUUCCUGAGCAGUUCAGUUUGUCGAACUUGCCUCAUUCUCCUCCUAGUACUCCUCGCUCUCCUACUGCCGCUGAAGAAUAUUUCAAUGCCACUGUAUUCUCCAGCGCAGCAGUCGUUAGUGCAUACCACGAUUACCGUGGGCCUCUCCAACGGCAAAUGUCCCACACUCCCAUGCCCAUCGUUCCUCCUCACAGUGUACACAUCUCCGUGCUCGAGCGCUAUCUCCCUCCUCCCUCCGCGCAGGAGUACCGCGAUGUAUUCUGCCCCACCCGUCCCUCAUUCCUGGUCGACCGAAUGAGCGAGCUCUCGCCAAACGGUGGAUCUCUCCUCUUCGUGUACCCAACCAAGAAGGGUGCUUCAACCUUCAAAUCCCAAUAUCUGGGACCCAUUCUCGACCCUCUGCUCCGUCAACUCGUGGUGGUGAACGAGUUGUCAGCAGAUGUGGGCCGCUACCUCGGCAAGCUCAACACGGUCUCGCAGAUGGACGACUUUGCCACAAUGAAAGCAAACAUCGUAGCUCUCUGCGAAGCUUUGAGCUCGCCCUCCUCCAAAUUCCAAGUUGCAGACGCAGGCCGCGGAAGCACCCACCUCGACCGCAAUCUUUGGGCCGAGUGGUUCAUCCACCAGGAAAAGGCCCGCAUGAAGGAAGUCCUCAACCUGUACUGGCAGAACGGCCGCCGCCACCCGAACAAAUCCAUGAGCUUAGGUGGCAUGUCCGGAAAAGAAAUUUCACCCGCCAUGCUCCUCAGCGAGAUCUUCGACGGCAUCCGCAAGCGACGCUAUUGUGAAGACAGCGAGCCGCGCGACGGAAUCGAGCUCGGCGUGUUCGUCAUCCGUCGCACGAACUAG
Molecule: messenger RNA, 1674 nt
Organism: Penicillium antarcticum
Lineage: Eukaryota; Fungi; Ascomycota; Eurotiomycetes; Eurotiales; Aspergillaceae
Exons: 2
Coding region: 1-1674 (557 amino acids)
Source: RefSeq, a predicted model, not a curated record